This is a messenger RNA of Saccharomyces mikatae IFO 1815, 4326 nucleotides long. RefSeq names its product Spp41p (gene SPP41). The transcript has a single exon. The coding region runs from base 1 to 4326 and encodes 1441 amino acids. NCBI's taxonomy places the organism in Eukaryota, Fungi, Ascomycota, Saccharomycetes, Saccharomycetales, Saccharomycetaceae. The record is from RefSeq and is a predicted model, not a curated record.
AUGGCUUAUGAUGAGGAUAAUGGAGAAAUAAACUUUAAUGAACUCGUGGGGAAUUUGCUAAGCUCGCAUAAUCAAGAAAGGCAAGAGGAAGAUGAAUUACAAGAACCAGGACAAGAACAGAAAGAAGAAAAUUUUAACAAAGUAAGUUCACCUAGUGAGAACGUAAAAUCAAAACACCCAGAUAAUAGCCAGGAUAUGCAUGAUCAUCCUGAUGAAAAUAUUGAACUACCGGAUUUUGUUGACGAAGAAGAUGAGCUAGUAUCUGUCGUUGCAAAUGCAGUUCAAGAUAUUGAAAAUCACCGGGAUAAUAAACCAGAGAGUCAUCUAGAAAAUGAAUCGGAACGUGUAACAUCGGAUACGAUGGAUGAUAAUAAUGAAAAAGAACAACAACAAGAAUGGGCACAUAUUCUACAGCAGGAAAUUUUACAAGCGGAUGGAGAUCAGUUACGGGAGAAUACAGAAAGGCGAGUCAGCACUAGUCAUCAUCAUCCCUCCCAGCGUACCGAUGACCCACUUGACCAAGAUGAUGAGAAUUUGAGGAUGGCUAUCUUAGAGUCCCUGCAGGAACUAAGCACAAAUGUCGAUGAAGAGAAAGAACACCAUAAACGUGAGCAUGCUGCUCCAAGUGAGAAAUCGCCCGGCAAGAAAUCUUCGAAGAAAAAGAGAAAGGAUAAAUCCAAGAAUAAAGAGUUGUCAAAGGACAAAUCUUCAAAGAAGAGCAAGUCCUCAAAUCAUUCAAAAAAGCAUACCAAAGAUCGUAAUAAAGAUAAACAAAAUAAAUCAGUUAGCAACGAAAAUGAACUUGAUUUCAGUAAUAUAUUGGAUAAUCUAAUCAAUGAAAAUGAAGAUGCUGGGAUAGACUCAAUUAAACAAACAGCUGAAGUUCAAGAUCAUUCUCACAUUGAUGCAAGCAGCGAGGAUGUGGAAGCACAGGCCUUAGUGGAAGCGACAUUGAAAGCAUUUGAAAACGAACUACUAAGCUCUGCGCCAUCCGAAGAUGCUUCACAAGAACAAUCGAUGGAACCUGCAUCCUCUACGAAGGCAGUUGAGGUGACACGAAAACCAACUGCUGAUGAUAUUCCAUUAGCUAUGUUACAGGCUUUUAAACCCAAAAAGAGGCCUCCUCAGGAGAAGAAGAGGACAAAAAUUAAGACUUCUAAACCGGCAUCUACAACUAACAAAUCGUCUUUAUCUGAAUCAGCUUCAAAGAAGAAGAAGAAGAAGAAACCUAUGAAAGAAAGUAACAAACCUCAAGAAACUUAUGAAGACGAUGAGUUUUCCAGAAUAUUAGCCGAUAUGGUUAACCAAGUGGUCAAUACAUCAUUAAAAGAAACUCCAACUUCUACCACCGCCGAGGAUACCAAAUCGGAAACCGAAUCUGGUCUUGUUCCGUCUGUCCAAAACCAAUAUACCACUUCGGAUGCUAACACAACUAAUGAUGAUGCUCUUGACAUAAAUCAAAUAAUGCAAAAUGCGAUGGCUAUGGUUUUUCAAAAUCAAAAUGAUGCAGAUUUCGAUGAUAAUAUUGUUGAAGAUUUUAAUCGUGGUCUAGGUGAUCUUAGCGUUUCCGAUCUACUGCCGCAUGACAAUCUUUCUGGGAUUGAAAAGAAAUCAGUACAUAAAAGUUUGAGCAAAUCCGAAAAAAAGGCAUCAGCAUCAAGUAGAAAAGCUUCAAAAAAAGCUUCUAAAGAUGUGUCGAGCAUGGAAAAGGCUAAGGUCACUCCAAAACUAAAGAAGCCUUCCAAAUCAGAAAUAUCUUUAGAAAAAAAGCUGCGUAAAAAAUACAUUUCUGUUGCCAACGAGGCUGCAUCCGUGGCUAGAAAGAAAAGAUGGGCUAAAAAUAAAGAAUUGAAAGAAAGGGAGAAACUCGAACGUCAAGCUGCCAGAGAAGAAAGGAAAAAUAGAAAGAAAAUAGAAAAGCAGAGAUUAGCUGAAGAACAAGAAGAACUGAAAAGAAUUGUCGAACGCGGCCCACCUUAUCCUCCAGAUUUAAGAUUAACCAAAAGUGGUAGACCAAAGAAACCUUAUAGAAGAUGGACUCCGGAAGAGUUAUUAAAACGAUCACAGGAGGCAGAAAAACCAAGAAAAGUGAAAAAGGAAAGAAAGAAAAAGGAAAAGAAAGUAAAGAUACCUUCAUCUGCAUUGAAAAAGAUUCCUUUGUUCAAUUUUGUUAAAGAUAAUGUUCAGCCAAGUGCAAGACACCGUCUAAAUGAUAUUGAGGGUUCUUUAUCAUCCAUUGGAUUACAUAAAUCACCGGAUGGUGUCCGUAGGAUUCUAUCGAGACCAAAGAGUGAAGAUCACGAAUGGCCUCUGUCAGAUUCAUCUACAUCUCAAAGUUAUGAUACACAUUUAAAAACCGUCGUGCAUAAGGAAAAAAUCUCUUUUCAUCCUCCCUGGACUAUUCCAUCCCAACCACCAUUUGCUCUACCUGUAGCAAGAAGAAAAAGAAUACCAAAUAUCAAAAAAUACAGAAAAAGGAACAAUAGCACUUUUCGUGUUUCCAAGGAAGGUAUGCUAACUGCUAGAAACAGUAUUAUUCCAGCCAUAUUAGUACCGAUUAUAAAUACACUAAAAGCCGCUGCAAAAUCUCAAACUGCUGCCGGUGCCACGCCUGAAGAAGCAAGGAAACGAUUGGUGACCAUUAUUCAACAUGCCAAGUCCACAGUUAUCAAGGCUGCUUUACAAGCAAGGAAGAACAGCAUGCGUACCUCUAAGCCUGGGAAAACGGCUCCGGGGUUAGCAAUUGCUUCACCUCAAAGGAAAAAUCCAUUAAGGAUGAUUCCUAUUUUCAACACGUCUCGAGUAAAACAACAAACAGAAAACACAGGGAUUAUGGGGAAGGAAACCACCAGUUAUCCACCACCUGAUAAAACCAUCCCUGAUCCCUAUACUAAUUCUAAAAUUGCUGGAAAAUCAGUUAAGGACUUCUCUACCCCAAUUAAGAUAGAAGUUAGCGAUACCGAUAUCCUUCCUGCUCCUAAAAAGGCCUUAAUUACGGAGCCAGAACAAGAUAAUUCAGAACUUACCAAAAGAUCAGACAAGUUGGAAGCUACACCACGCGCUGUUGAUAACGAUCCUGUUGAGACAACCGAAGACACUGAAAUUGUACAGAAAGUUAAAGAGGUUAUUGGUACCAAGGCGACCGAAGAACUUACUCCAACUGAACAAAAAACGGAUAUGAAUUUAGAGGCGAAGAAUAUGAUCCCAAUCGAAACUUCUCGUCCAGAAAAAAUUAAUGAAAAAUCUCCCAGCAAAAUAAUUGACAACAAUAUGAAUGACGAUGCAAGCGAGUUGACUGAGAAAGUUGAAAACGGUAACCCUACAUUGCAUCCUGGCGCAGUUCGAACUACGGCUAAUGGAAUUGAUGAUAAGAAUACUGUUGUUGAGAAACCAAAAUUGAUCGAUAUAUCUGAUGAACCAUUAAAUGAAGUAAAAUCAAAAAUUCCAAUUAUAUUUCCAUUGAAACGGCCACAAAUCAAACCUGAAGUUAGCGUCAUAAAUUUAGUUCAAAAUUUGGUGAAAACCAAAAUUCCAGAAAUAAAGAAUGAAUCAGUAGACCUAGGCAGUAAUAUUACCGACAUUCUUUCCUCCACCAUCACUAAGAUUUUGCCCGAAAUUACUGCUUCUGAUGUUAAAAACUACCAGUAUGAAGAUGAAAAUGUAAAAUAUUUGAAAAAGACACCAAGACAAGUACUGAACCUGGAUGGACUAGUCCCUCCAUCAGGCAGAUGUGUUACUAAAGCUAAACGUGUCCGUCGUGUUAAAAGGUCUUCUAUCGACACUACUACUGCACAGGAAGCCAGUACAAAAGUAAACAGCGAGUCCAUUUCUUACACUUUCGAUAUACCAUCUCCAGAGGAAGUACAGAGUAAACGGAGUGUGGUUUUAAAAUUUGCGAGAGCAAGAUUGACGGAGGACGAGUUGAACUCUUUAAAGAAGGAGAUUAAUAAUGUAAGGAAAAGGAGAUGGAGAGAGAUAAACUCUACCAAGAACUGGGAAUAUGACGUGAAGUCUAGGCUGAGAAAAAGAGCAAAUGCAUUUUUUGGAGAAGGAGAAUCAGAAAAAAAGUCUAAGUGGAUAGAAGAAAGGUUUCAAGAGAAGGUUAGUCAGGAGAAGCACAAGGAUCGUCUAGAAACCACUGAGACGCGAACAAACAAUACGAAGAUUGUGAUUGACGAUAAGGAGAUUCUAAAUAUUCUUGCGGUAAACAUGAACAGUCUCAACAAAGCUCGUUGUAUCGAAAAAGACAUCCAAGAGUCAUUCAAAGAGGAAAAGUUGGCCUCUUUACAACCAAAGAAGAAGAGAAAAAAAAGCAUUUUAAAUUGA